GUGAGUCGAACCGUUGACCAACGGAAGAAGGGGAAGAGUUAGAGGGUUGCCUCCCAAAGGCAAGAACUACACCAGCAACACGCUGAAGAUGACCACAAGUGCUAUGUAAGGACCAGACUGGGUACGAGUCUGUGUAAGGACCAUUCGCGAGGAUGCCAAUCCAGUUGCGGACACUUUACUCGUGGGAACCGUUGGCCUUUCACAGCAACCUUCGGAUCAAACACAUCCAAAUUGGCGAUGCCUUUGUCAAACCCUAAAUCGCGUCGCCAGGAAUGCGUGUGGUCGUGUAUCCACAUAAAGUAGUGAGAAGUAUCUGCCUCUGGGGAAGAGUCCACUAGCUCUGCCUUCACUACUUGUGCGAAUCGAUGUACAACUGCAAAAUCUGUCUGGAUGAUGAAGAACUUAUCAGUUCGCUCCCGUGUGGACAUAUAUUUGGCACGACGUGCAUUGAAAUACACCUCCGGAUCACCCCUUCUUGCCCCUCUUGUCGUCGAUCGUACACACCAAGGGAUCUAAUGCGUCUACACCCGGAUUUCUUGCCUGUCGAACCAAUAAAAUCUUUGAAACCAUUAUCUCAGGACUUGAAUGAACCAUCUGUGGUCGAAGAGUUUUCGCGCACCCCUACUCCCUUACCAGACCUCAUUCCAGUUUUCCCCUCAGAUUUGGGACUGUCGCCAUUAUAUAACACCCACAGUGGCCCUAACGAAGUUGGGCAGGGGGGCGAAGAGGAGGAGUCAAUGCUACAUGAAGAAGAGAAUGCAAUCAUGCAAGAUGUCGUAGCAUCAUGCCUCCCCUCUCCCAACGCGGUCGGGGGGUCCGGAUUUGCAUCGCAACGCGCUCCAGAAACAGAGGUAACUCGUCUGGAAGAAGCAGUCAAGACACAUAUACAAAUACUGUCCAACGCCGUGAAGGACACUUGCUCUAGAUUAAAGUAUGCAACAUUGAUAAAUGCUGUGCUGGAAGAGACGAUGGACUACAUCACUAUCAUGGAGGAGAGGGAGGUUGAAAUUGAAGAUAUGACAGAAAGUGCCAGAGAGGCCGGGAAGCAGAAGGACGAAGUGAUGAAGAAGCUAGCCAGGUUAAAGAGAAAGGAUAGAGAAGUGUAGGCAUUCUUUAUUUCGCAUCGUCUUGGAAAGGUCGAUAUUGACUCUUGCCCAGGCGUCAGCGAUACGAGAUCGCGAAAAGGGAGUAUGGGC
Messenger RNA from Cantharellus anzutake, 1196 nucleotides. RefSeq lists its product as uncharacterized. Gene Ontology annotation, molecular function: ubiquitin protein ligase activity. Bases 366 to 1106 code for a protein of 246 amino acids. The transcript has 3 exons. Gene Ontology annotation, biological process: interstrand cross-link repair; protein ubiquitination. Gene Ontology annotation, cellular component: nucleus. Lineage: Eukaryota; Fungi; Basidiomycota; Agaricomycetes; Cantharellales; Hydnaceae. The record is from RefSeq and is a predicted model, not a curated record.